AUGACAAUUGACCCAAUGACUGCUGUACAGCAGCUCCAGGACAUUGUGACGACGUUGGCCCCGACACUUCGUCCUCAAGUUCUUCCUAAAGGUGUCACGUAUGGCUUGGAUCUGAUCCUAUCGCUCUGCUCAACGGAGCAGCAGCGACGAACAUUAUUGGCUCUAGUGCGCAGCCAGAAGCCGCAUGGAAAUAAACUUUCCACGUCAAAAUAUAGCGAGGAGGACACGGAUGUGGAAGAAGAUAAAAAUGACUAUCCCAAGCCUCAAAUUAUUGGCAAGUUCGAUUUUCAAAAUCGACAGUUUGCGGUGCAGAAGGUACAGUGGAUGCACGAACGCGAAGCAGUGGUUCACGAGUUUGCACGCUUCAUAGAGCUGCAGUUGGAGAACCCAGCAGCAGCGCUUUUGAUGGUGCAACACUUUUUGGAAGUGAAUGGUCAUAAAUCAGAGGAGAUCACGCUCGCUCAGCAAUGUUUUAGUGCUGCCUUCGCACUGCAGACGUUGCUUCGUGCUUUCCCAGAAUUUCCUAUCGCUAUUGAUGGUGUUGUUAUCAAUAUGGAUGAAAACUCGGACGUUGCUAAAAUAUUUGCGCCGCUUUUUGAUCGUAAGUCCAAGAAGAACAAGGGAAAGUCUGCACAGAAGCAUUUGGCUGCCAAAAAGGUUAAGCAACAGCAAUCUAAGAAGAGAAAGAGUACUUAG
This is a messenger RNA of Plasmopara halstedii, 696 nucleotides long. RefSeq lists its product as uncharacterized. The record is from RefSeq and is a predicted model, not a curated record. The transcript is spliced from 2 exons. Lineage: Eukaryota; Oomycota; Peronosporomycetes; Peronosporales; Peronosporaceae. The coding region runs from base 1 to 696 and encodes 231 amino acids.